AUGUUCGCAGCAGACGUGGGUAGGUUGCAGCAGGCGUGUUUGUUGUCAGCAGCGGUUGUUGCUGCAGACGUGUUUGUUGCAGCAAGAACCGUGUUUUGUUGCAGCAGACGUGUUGUUGCAGCAGACGUGUUGUUGCUGCAGAUGUGGUGUUUGACAGCAGGCGUGGGUGGUUGGAGCAGGCGGUGUUUGUCUCAGCAGCGUGUUGUCGCAGCAGACCGUGUUUGUUGCACAGACGUGUUGCCGGCGAGCAGACGUGUUGUUGCUGCAGGCGUGCUGUGGCAGCAGGCGUGGCAGAUCGGGUUGUUGGCAGCAGACCGUAUUGUCGCAGCAAGACGGGUUGUCCGGCACCCGGCGUGUUGUUGCAGCGGUCGCAACGAGCUGUUGUUGCAGCGGACGUGUGUCGCAGUAGACAGAUGUGUUGUCGCAGCAGACACGUGUUGUUCGCAGCAACGUGUUGUUGCUACGCAGAUCGUGUUGUCGCAGCAGAACUUGUUGUUCGCAGCAGACGUGUUGUCCGCAGCAGACUGUUGGUUGCUGGCAGUCUUUGGCUGUGUCAGGCAGGCGUGUUGUAACUGCAGACUGGUUGUUGCAGCAGACCCGUGUUUGCAGCAGACGUGUUGUUGCGGCAGACCGUUUUUGAUACAGCAGGCGUGUUGCAGCUACGUGUUGUUAGCAGCAGACAGUCUGUUAACAGACGUGUGGUUUGCAGCAGACGUGUUUGUUGCGAGCGAAACAUGUUUGAUGCAGAGCAGACUUGUUUUGCAGCAGACUAUUCCGCAGCAUACUGUUGUCGCAGCAGGCGUGUGUUGCAGCGGACGUGUAACGGUUGCAGCGGACGUGUUUGGGCCGCAGCAACGUGUUGUCGCAGCAGACGUUGUUGCAGCAGAAACGUGUUUGUGGCUGCAACGUGUUUUCGCAGCAGGCGUGUUGUUGUUGCGUGACGUUUUGUUGCACGCAGGCGGUGUUUGUGUGGAGCAGGCUGGUUUGUGCCGCCGGCGUGUGGUUGCAGCAGGCGUGUUGGUCGCAAGCAAACUGUUGUUCGCGGCAGACGUAGUGUCGCAGCAGACGUGGGUGUUGCUGGCAGGCGUGCUGUUGCAGCAGGCCGUGUUGUUUGCUGCAGACCUGUUGUUGCUGCAGACGUGUUGUUGCAGCAGUACGGUGUGUUAUGCAGCAGACGUGUUUGUUGGUUGCUGCAGACGGUUGUUUGCGAGGCAGCGUGUUGUUUGGAUCAGGCGUGUUGUUGCAGCAGGCGUGUUGUUGCAGGCAGGAUCAGUUUUUUGUGGCAGCAAUGCCGUCAGACGGUUUUUGCAGCAGUACGUGUUGUUGCAGCAGGCUGUUGUUUCAGCCAGACGGUUGUGCAGCAAGCGUGUUGUUGGAGCAGGCGGUGUUGUGGCUGAGCAGACGUGUUGUUGCAGCAGACGUCAGGGCGUGUUGUUGCAGCAGGCGUGUUGUUGCAAGCAGACGGGUUGUGGCAGCAGGCGUGGUCUGUUGCAUUCGCAGACUUUGGUUGUGUUUGCUGCAGACGUGUUGUUGCAGCAGACGUGUUGUUGCAGCAGACACGUGGUUUGUCGAAGCAGCCGUGUUGUUGCUGCAGCCGUGUUGUCGCAGCAGCGUGUUGAUGCUGCAGACGGUGUUUUGAGCAGGGCAGGCAGUGUUUUUUGGAGAGGCGUGUUGGCACAGGCGUGUUGUCGCAGCAGGGUGUUUGUCGCAAGCAGAGCUGUUUUGUUGGCUGCAGACGGUGUGUUGUCGCAGCAGACGUGUUUGGUGCUCGCAGGCGUGCUGUUGCCAGCAGGGCUGUUGUUGCUGCGAGACGGUUGUUGCAGUUACUAG
Knipowitschia caucasica is the source of this 1830-nucleotide messenger RNA. The record is from the annotation of a GenBank genome assembly. NCBI's taxonomy places the organism in Eukaryota, Metazoa, Chordata, Actinopteri, Gobiiformes, Gobiidae.